Messenger RNA from Struthio camelus australis, 1993 nucleotides. The record is from RefSeq and is a predicted model, not a curated record. Lineage: Eukaryota; Metazoa; Chordata; Aves; Struthioniformes; Struthionidae.
GUUCGUGGCUCUGGGGCUCCCGCGAGAGCAAAGCCGGGCAGCGGAGCGCGUCGUCCCCUGCCUUUCCCGUUCGCCUCCUUCCACGAUCUCCACUCGCGUUUAACUCGAGCCCUUGCUGGGGCCGGAGGAGGUUAUGCCCGUGGCGUUUUCCUGAGCUGUGAGAUACUGACGUGUGGUGACUGAAGGACAUGCAUCUUUUCGUGGCGUGUCUCUUUGGCGUCUGGGCUCUGGCCUCCCCUCAGCGCUACGUCGUGGAGGACAUUUGCACCGCGAAGCCACGCGACAUCCCGGUGAAUCCCAUCUGCAUCUAUCGCAACCCGGAGAAGAAGCUGCAGGAAGGCGAGGGCCAAGAGACAGGGAAAGGCAAGAUCCCCGGGUUCACCAACCCCCGCGUGUGGGAGCUGUCGAGGGCCAACUCGCGCUUCGCUGUGGUUUUCUACAAGUACCUGGCCGACUCCAAGGACAAUGGGGAAAACAUCUUCAUGUCGCCCCUCAGUAUCUCCACAGCCUUCGCCAUGACCAAGCUCGGCGCCUGCGGUGACACCCUGCAGCAGCUCAUGGAGGUCUUUCGCUUCGACACCAUUUCAGAGAAGACAUCUGAUCAGAUCCACUUCUUCUUUGCCAAGCUGAACUGCCGGCUUUACAAGAAAGCCAACAAAUCCUCGGAGCUGGUGUCAGCCAACCGCCUCUUUGGGGAGAAAUCUUUGGUCUUUAAUGAGACUUACCAGAACAUUAGCGAAAUAGUUUAUGGAGCCAAACUCUGGCCCUUGAACUUCAAAGAAAAGCCAGAGCUUUCCAGGAAGACGAUUAACGAGUGGGUAGCUAACAAGACAGAGGGGCGCAUUACAGAAGUGAUCCCAGAAGGAGGUAUUGAUGAUCUCACUGUCCUGGUCCUGGUCAACACCAUUUAUUUUAAGGGGCACUGGAAAUCGCAGUUCCCAGCUCCAAACACAAAACUGGAUUUAUUUUAUAAAGCCAACGGUGAGACCUGCAGGGUCCCGGUUAUGUACCAAGAGUCCAAAUUCCGCCAUGCCUCCAUCCGCCAGGACAAAGUGCAAGUGCUGGAGCUGCCUUACAAAGGGGACGAUAUCACGAUGGUGCUGGUCCUGCCUGAUGCUGAGACGCCGCUGGUGGAGGUGGAGCGAGACUUGACGUCGGAGAAGCUGCAGGGCUGGAUAGACUCCUUGACGGAGGUGUCGCUUGUCGUCUACCUCCCUCGCUUCCGCAUCGAGGACAGUUUCAGUGUCAAGGAGAAGCUGAGAAAAAUGGGGCUGGAAGAUCUCUUCAGCCCGGAAAACGCCAGACUCCCAGGUAUCAUUGCAGAGGGCCGUACAGACCUCUACGUAUCUGACGCUUUCCACAAAGCCUUCCUUGAGGUGAAUGAAGAAGGCAGUGAGGCAUCAGCCGCUACAGCUGUCGUCAUCUCCGGCCGGUCCUUCCCCAUGAACAGAAUGAGCUUCAACGCCAACAGGCCCUUCCUGCUCUUCAUCCGGGAAGCUGCCCUCAACACCAUCAUCUUCAUGGGCCGAAUAGCUGAUCCUUGCUCCUAAGCCAUCGGGGCCCUGCUCCUCCUUUCUCUGCCUCUGGAAAGUGGUAGUAGGGUGUUGUCGCACGGCCCAGCUCACGCCUAGGGCGGCUGGGCUCACUGUUUGGUGCAAGCUGCCGGGGUUAUUGUACCCAGCUGGCCUGUAACCGCUCCUCCUCGCCGGGGCAGGUGAGGCGUCGCAGGGCAGCUCCCCUGCCCCAGCCUUUAUUCGAAGGCAGCUGAACGCUUUCUGGCACCAGUAUUUUUGUGGCACCCAAACCUGAGUCCAGCAUUGCCAUCAUGCUUGUAUCCAACCUCUCCUCCCCUUCAGGCCUCAAGCUGUAACGCUGAUCACCUAGUACAUUAAAACCUAUAGAUCUGUAUGUAACGAACCAGUCUCUGUAUGGACAGUUUUCUCCUCGCUAAGUCAUUUCCUGGGCCUAUUAAAACUUGCCUUUUUGAACGAAA